AAAACCUAGCUGUUGCGAUUGAAAGAGUAGCGGCCGAAUCGAAAAUGGUGUCGGGUUCUGGAAUAUGUGCGAAGCGGGUCGUCGUCGAUGCAAGGCACCACAUGCUCGGAAGGCUUUCCUCGAUCAUAGCCAAGGAGCUUCUCAAUGGCCAGAAGGUGGUCGUCGUCCGAUGUGAAGAAAUUUGCAUCUCUGGAGGUUUGGUUCGCCAGAAGAUGAAGUACAUGAGGUUCUUGAGGAAGCGUAUGAAUACAAAGCCUUCUCAUGGCCCCAUUCACUUCCGUGCUCCCGCCAAGAUCCUCUGGCGAACAAUCCGUGGGAUGAUCCCACACAAGACAAAGCGUGGAGCUGCUGCUCUUGCUCGUUUGAAGGCAUAUGAAGGUGUUCCUCCCCCCUAUGAUAAGAUGAAGCGGAUGGUCAUCCCCGACGCUCUCAAGGUUUUGAGGCUUCAAGCUGGACACAAAUACUGCCUGUUGGGCAGACUCUCAUCGGAAGUGGGAUGGAACCACUAUGACACUAUUAAGGAGCUUGAGAGGAAGAGGAAAGAGAGGUCUCAAGCUGCAUACGAGAAGAAGAAGCAGUUGACUAAGUUGAGGGUCAAAGCCGAGAAGGUUGCAGACGAGAAGCUCGGUCCUCAGUUGCAAGUAAUAGCACCAAUUAAAUACUAGCUUGUUUACAAGACCUAUGUUGAAUGAGAAUGCGUAAUGUUAUGGGAGAAUAGAGUUAAAUUUGCAUUUUGCCUUUUAUUUUUUAGUAUCAUUUUGUUGUGUAUUGAAAUUGGUUGCCAUUUUUCUUCUGAUUUUGAAAUUGGUUAAAUUUUGGGAAA
Cucumis melo (muskmelon) is the source of this 823-nucleotide messenger RNA. Its product is annotated as 60S ribosomal protein L13a-2-like. The record is from RefSeq and is a predicted model, not a curated record. Gene Ontology annotation, cellular component: ribosome; cytosolic large ribosomal subunit. The coding region runs from base 45 to 665 and encodes 206 amino acids. Lineage: Eukaryota; Viridiplantae; Streptophyta; Magnoliopsida; Cucurbitales; Cucurbitaceae. Gene Ontology annotation, biological process: negative regulation of translation; translation. Gene Ontology annotation, molecular function: structural constituent of ribosome; mRNA binding. The transcript is spliced from 4 exons.